This is a messenger RNA of Mercenaria mercenaria, 1090 nucleotides long. RefSeq names its product complement C1q-like protein 4. The transcript has a single exon. Gene Ontology annotation, molecular function: protein binding. The coding region runs from base 104 to 700 and encodes 198 amino acids. The record is from RefSeq and is a predicted model, not a curated record. Lineage: Eukaryota; Metazoa; Mollusca; Bivalvia; Venerida; Veneridae.
GUCUAAAGAAUAACAACGCCAUCACUUUAUCGAUUGUUUCAACACUUGCAGGUGGACUUUGCAACAAAACGUUAAAGUAUUUGCAUGUUAAUAAAUAUAUCAAAUGAUGGAUAACUUUUUGCAGCUGAUGCUAGUGUGCACAUCAAUGUUCCUGCAAGGGUAUGCGCAGGCGCUGAUAACAAACUGUUCAAGAUUCGCGUGUGAAUACUCGCUGAUAGAAAAAAUGAUCAAUCUUCAAAAUGAAAACACGAAGCUAUCUGAGAGACUUACGGCUCUCCAACUGCUGCUGGAGGGGAGACAGACGGCAGUUUCUGCGCAUGUCAGACUAUCAGGAAACACACCAUUAAGUGGUUCGGCGAGAGUAAUGUAUGAUGUAGAAAUUUCCAAUAUUGGGGAAGCGUACAAGUUCAACAGUGGGCAGUUUACAGCUCCUUUUGGGGGCGUGUAUCUCCUUCACGUUACGGCGUGUCUGGGCAGUGGAGGACGUUGGAUGACCCUUAACAUUAUGGACAAUGAUAAGGUUAUCGGCAGAGUGUUUGUUGGGGACAGCGCUUAUCAUACAUGUGGAUCAGAAACCUUAAGUCUUCAUUUAGAUUCAGGUGACAAUGUGUGGGUCGAGCGUGUAGCCGGUUCAGCCACAUGGCUGAACGAAGAUCAUGGAUGGAACUCCUUUACCGCAACGCUUUUAUAUGCAGACUGAACUGGUUACAGAUUGGGCGGCUUGCAUGAUAUUUAAACAUACAAUGUGCUAUAUUAACAACAGGAACAUUUGCUUUUCAACAUAAAAAAACUAUAUAAGGAGUCGCCACGUUUAAUCCAUUUACAAUAUUUUCUGUAUAUUCUCAACUUCAUGAAGUGCACGGAUAAAUCGUAACAUAAAAUUGUAUUCCACAGCUUUAGAUAAUCACUUUUUGUCCUGAAUAUAUUUCACUUACAUCAUUGUUGAAUGACUUUCCAAGUAACACAUCGGAUAUUUCUGUUACAUCAGGCCUAUAGGUUUGCGUUUUUACAAUUGCGUUGUUUUAUGUAUGUGAUGCCAUGUUUCUAUUGUCAUCUAUUUUGCUUUAAUAAAGUACUUCUUUUAGCUUUA